AUGGCUGACCAAUCCAGAUCAAAGGUGAUCAAGGACAAUCCUAUUGGAUAUAGCCUUGACGCCCUCCGCAAUUCCUUCAGCUCGAUCUGUGAGGGCAAGAGCAUCCCUUGGUCACUAGAUGGCCUAAAUCAACUGGGUCAAGAAGAUCUUCAAACCCUCACCCUUGAUCUCCUUUCGACACUUCAAUCACUUCGAACGCCGCGUCUCCUUCGCUCCGCCAGCAGUGGUAAGAACCUGCUCGGCGACCUCUCAAGACUUAUAUUCGCCGUCAAUUCCGACGAUUUCUAUCUCGACCGCGUCAAACCACUUUUGAACGCAGUUCUCAUCCAGAGGGCGUCCGACUCUGAGAUCUGGAGCGCUGUGUUUGAUCUCACCACGUUCACCCGACAAGGUGUCGAACAGACACGUGACGUGGUGGAAAAAAAAGUCUUCGAGGAGAUAAGACUCUGCACAUAUCGCGAUGUGGAAGGAUUUUUUGAGAAAUACUUCGAGGGGAAAGACUGGACACGCCGUGCUUUGGACACCUAUGAGGAAAUGAAGGACCAUCACGUCGAUGGCGAGUGGACCGACAUUCCUGACCCGCCCGUACAGGCCGAAGUUCUAGACUGGUGGUUUCGAUUCCAGGAAGUCUUCUGCUCGGAGGAACGACGCCGCUACUAUUCGACCACGCGCCCGAAGGACCUUGUCGGUGCUGAAGCUCAGCGACAAAUUGAUCUCUUUGUCAAGCGAAAGCAUGGGCAGCCGCCAGACGCCGCGCACGACUGGAGAGAUGUUGACGUGAUUGGUGAGCUCAAGGCGUCCAAUAACAACAAAAAGGCGACGCUUCUCCAGCUCGGCCGAUACGUGCGAGACGUUUUCUCCUGCCAACCGACACGUCGUCCUGGUGCGUUCGAUAUCCACAAAAAGCCCGAACGGUUCAUUCAGGUGAUCGCCGGUUACACAAUGAUGAAUGACGAAGAGCUGGGCUUGGACAUAUUUACAGAUCGGGAUGGCGACGGUCGUCUGAUAUACAUUGAGCAGGAUGGGGCUUCAGGCAGGAAGAGGCUGCGGUUGGACUCGCAGCCUUUCACCCAUCAACGAGCAAUCGUCUGCCGCGGGACUUGUUGCUACCUCACGAAGCCUUCGGACGCCGAGGAUUGGAGUUGUGUCUCCAAGCUUUCGUGGACGUCCGACAGGCGAAAGCCAGAGGAAGACCUUCUCAGACUGGCGCAUCAGAGAGGCGUCGAGGGCAUUGCUAAGUUGCGCAAGUCUAGCCAAGGGCAGAAUGAGGUUACGUACGAUGUGGAGGACGUGCAGGGGACGAGUUUGCUGGCUCCCACCAACGGACCCUAUGAUAAUCGAGUUUUUCGAUGUCUAGUGAUCUCCCCAGCCGGCCGGGCGAUUCACAAGCACAAGAAGAAAUCGGAGCUUCUCGGGGCGCUCCGCGACGCCAUCAAAGCACAUAGGUCCCUGUACCUCAAAGGCAACAUCCUGCACCGGGAUAUUUCCGAGAACAACAUCAUCAUAACCGACAGCAAAACGACUGGCCACAUGGGCAUGCUGAUUGACCUGGACCUUGCCAGAGAGCUGGGCAGCGGGCGCAGCGGGGCGCGCUGUCGAACUGGCACGAUGGAGUUCAUGGCAAUUGAGUGCGCGCGUCGUGGCUGGGGUAGCGAGUGGCCGAAAGACGCUCUGAUAACAAAAUGGUACACUGGCAGCUACCGAGAAAUUGCGCACGCUAAACGAGGAGACAUGGGUGUUGAUGGGUUUGAAGAUAUUCUGGAAGAGUUUCCGCCUCAUUUCGACUGUUUUAAGUCACUCUGCAGAGAAAUGCGAGGGAUUUUGUUUCCUUACCGGGGGGGUCUGUUCGUUGGGACACCCAAGGACCCGGAGAUUCUUUACGAGCCGAUUAUCAAAGCCUUCGGCAAGGCUAUUGAUGAUAUCAUGGCUAUGGAAGGAUAA
Messenger RNA from Hirsutella rhossiliensis, 1941 nucleotides. RefSeq lists its product as uncharacterized. The coding region runs from base 1 to 1941 and encodes 646 amino acids. Gene Ontology annotation, biological process: protein phosphorylation. The record is from RefSeq and is a predicted model, not a curated record. The transcript is spliced from 7 exons. Lineage: Eukaryota; Fungi; Ascomycota; Sordariomycetes; Hypocreales; Ophiocordycipitaceae. Gene Ontology annotation, molecular function: protein kinase activity.